Stylonychia lemnae is the source of this 1419-nucleotide messenger RNA. The record is from the annotation of a GenBank genome assembly. Lineage: Eukaryota; Ciliophora; Spirotrichea; Sporadotrichida; Oxytrichidae.
AUGGUUGGGUUAGUGGCUCUUGCCUCUGCCUACCCAGAUGCAGAUAAAGUAGCUAGCUUACCUCAAAUGCCAGAUUUAUCUUUUGGCCUCUAUUCAGGUUAUGUUCCAGUCGAUGGCACUUAAAAGUAACUUCAUUAUAUGGGUGCACUCAGUUAGGGAGACCCCAAGAAGGAUCCUGUCAUUGUCUGGUUCAAUGGAGGGCCAGGAUGCUCCUCAAUGCUUGGUAUUUUCCAAGAACAUGGACCAUAUGUGAUAGAGGAUGGAACCACCAACUUCGUAAAGAACAAGUAUUCUUGGAACAAAGAGGCUAGUGUUUUCUAUCUUGAAAGUCCAGCUGAUGUAGGCUAUUCACUUUGCCCUGACCCAACUGAAUGCAAAUGGAAUGAUGAGAACUCUGCUGAUGAUAAUCUAGUUGCUGUAAUUAACCUUUUACAAAAGUUCCCAGAAGUAAUGAAUAAUGAACUCUAUAUAGCUGGAGAGUCAUAUGCUGGCAUUUAUGUUCCAAAGCUUACUUAGAGACUUGAUAAAUAUCUUACUGAUAAUGCAAAGACUGGAAAAUACCUUCCAAACUUGAAAGGCUUUAUGGUUGGUAAUGGUGUUACUAACUGGAAGUAUGAUACUCUUCCAGCUUUCAUCUAGAUGGGUUACUGGCAUGGUCUCUAUGAUGAUGAUCUCUAUAACGUUAUUAAAGAUUGCGAUUUCACUUACUAUCAAUUCGAACCAACUAAAAUUACUGGAGAUUGUAAGACUGCCUUUGAUAGAUUCACUGAGUUGACUGGAAAAAUAAACGGAUAUGAUGUAUUUGGUAAAUGCUACCUCCCAUCCAUGCAAAUGUACAUGUAUGGCACUAACAACGAUAAUGGCUUCUUGCAAGUAGGAAGUGAGAAGAAAGAACCCAUGAAAUUCUUCACUGCUAGAGACUACACUCCAUGGGCAUAACCUCACAGAGACCUCAAGUAGCUUCAAGAGAUUCCCCGUUGUGUGUAUGCUGCCCCAGUUGUAGCAUACUUGAAUGAUCCAACAAAUAGAUUGGCUCUUCAUAUUGAUAAGACUGCUAAGGUAUGGGACCUAUGCGCUGAUGUUGACUAUACUAGUGACAGAAAAGGGUCAAUCGAUGUUUACCCACUCCUUAAAGGAAAAUAUAGAAUGCUUAAGUACUCUGGUGAUGCUGAUGGUUCAGUCCCAACUGCUGGUACCUUAUCAUGGAUUCAAGAUCUUGCCUGGAAAGUAACUGAUUAAUGGAGACCAUACUUCGUCACUGACGAGUUUGGACAAUAGCAAGUAGCUGGAUAUGUUGAGGUAAGAGAAGGUGGAUUCACAUUCGCUUCAGUCCAUGGUGCAGGUCACAUGGCUCCUCAAUGGAAAAGACAACAAACUUACCAUGCUGUCUUCUAGUUUAUUAAAAAUCAAGCACUAUGA